This is a messenger RNA of Trichomonas vaginalis G3, 948 nucleotides long. RefSeq lists its product as uncharacterized. The record is from RefSeq and is a predicted model, not a curated record. Lineage: Eukaryota; Parabasalia; Trichomonadida; Trichomonadidae. The transcript has a single exon. Bases 1 to 948 code for a protein of 315 amino acids.
AUGAGUGAUUUAAUCUUAGGCGUUCCAGCACUUGAAUUUGUUAUUCAGCAAGAGAAGAGAAUCAAUAGUUUUCAAAAGCAAAUCGAGCGUGUCGUUUCUAAAAAGUCAACACACGCUCUUUCAGAACUUCAGAAAGCAUUAACAGAAUUUAAAGGAAAUCCAGAGAUCUGCAAAGAGCCUAUCUUAGAUACAAUCACAAAUGCACACUUAUGCAGAAUUCUAAUUCCAUAUUAUGCCGGAAUUUAUUCUUUAUUAAUCCGCGAUUUCACACGUGUUAGUAGAUUAUUACCAGGAUCCGUUUACCUUGCAGCUUUUAUUCGCGAACUUAAACGAAUUUCGAUUCUUCAAGAUAAUGUUAAGCGUAAUGUCGAAGAUCAUCAUAUUCUCGUUACCAAACUCAUUAAUUCAGAUAACAAAUACAUUAGAAAGGUUCUCAUCGACUUUUUGGUCUCUUGCAGCAAAAAUGCGAAAAGAAUUCUAAAAACAACCGGAGAAGAAGUCAUGAGAACAAGAACAGACGUCAAAAAGCGCGAUAAAUUACAAGACAUCUCUGUAGAAGAAGAAGCAGACAAAGUUUACGAAUUCGUUGAACUUCCAGCAGAACCAGCCAAAAAUGAGGAAGAAGACGAAGAAGAGGAAUACUACUAUGAAUACGAUGAAGGUGGUGAAGACGCUGACUUGGAAAAACGUGCAGAUUUCCAAGCUUGCGUCGAUUUAUUUAAUAAUGAUCUUGGAGAAGCAAAGAAGGCUGAAGAAGGCGAAGACGCAUUAUCAUAUGUACCAGAACAUGUUGUAGACUUCACAGCUCUCCAUUCAAUGGUUAUGGAUGAGUUUUACCAAAUAGAUAAUAAUUUCAAGCCAUUCUUCGUUGCAAAGAUGAUUCAUGGCAUCGCAAAGUAUACUCCAGAGAUAUUUAAUGAAGUUGUUAAGCCAUAUAGGAAACAAUAA